AUGGCAAAGUGUGGAGCAUGCGGCCGCUACCUUUCGGUGACAGAUGGCCUUACCUGUGGCAAAUGUGAUGCCACAUGUCAUCGCGGCUGCCUUAACUUAUCUGAAAAGGUAAAGAUAUCAACUUCCUGGAUGUGCCCAACUUGUAAGAGUAAAGUUCCUCGUGCGGGGGACAAUUCUAAUACACCGGUAAUGUGUCAGGAUGUUGGAGAUAAUAGUCCCGUCUACAAAGACAUUGACAUAGGCCUAGAAAUACGCCUGUUACGUAAUGAGCUCAGUGAAAUGCGCAAUGAGCUGAAGGAUAUCAGGGACAAUUUCGCCAUGUUAAGGGAUACAAUGCUCGAAGUGUAA
This is a messenger RNA of Parnassius apollo (apollo), 348 nucleotides long. The record is from the annotation of a GenBank genome assembly. Lineage: Eukaryota; Metazoa; Arthropoda; Insecta; Lepidoptera; Papilionidae.